UUUCUUACUAUAAAAAGGAGCUGCUCGACGCAAUUGCCUUCCACCAUCAAAUGCGCUGUCCCCUCUCUCUCUCUCUUCGAGAAUUUUCCGUGCUGCUCCAAAAACCUCUGAAAAGAGAAAAUCAGUUUAGAAUCUUCGUAAUUAGGAAAACCUGAAAUUUGCAUCACAAAGAGCAAACCCUAGGAAUUGCGUGUGCUACGUACGGGUUUGCCGAUCAAACAUUGAUGAUUUCAAUUAUCUGAUAGCAUUCAUUUUUGGAGUUCGUUUUCGUUGUGUUUUUUUUUCGACCGUGAAGGUGCGUGUGGCUUUGCUUAUUCCAUGCGUUGCGAUUUGUUUCGUGGCUUGUAUCGAGAUCGGGAUGGUUUGGAUUUAUCUCUUCUGCCUUCGAAUUUAAUUGCAUUGUGUCGUUUUUUUUGUGGCUGAAUGUUCAGAUCUGCUGUGGUUUUCAUUGGCUCUGGCGGAUUUGUAAUUUAUUUAUCGCCUGUGUUUAUGCUUUGUUAUCUUCUGCUUAGCGCAUGCGCGUGAAUAAUUCGAAACCAUGACUGGCCGUGUAUUUUGUGCUGUAUUUGAAUCGUUUUGCAAUUGCUUUUGAAUUAUUUGUCUGUGAGCUGGGGACUGUUUGUGUUGAAUAGGAACACUGCCAAUGCUCAUUUGAAUUGUGUGAUGCCAUUUUUGCCUCUUUUUACCCCCUUCACGCUGGAAGGACAUGUCAUACUUGAAGGGAGUUUAGUGAUAUAGUACUCUUGGUGGUUGAAUUAGCCCAGAUAUCAUUCAAUUGUCUCCUAUUGUUCUAACAUCAUGGUCGCCACUGCUGCAACUUCUGCGUUUCUCCAAAUACCUUCUCCAGCUUCAGACUCUGCUGGAAAAACACCAGGAAAGGCAUUAGGGAGUGUCCCUGCAAGUAUUGAUGCACGUGGCACCAAUGCUAAGUCAAAAUCCACAUCGUCGGGAAGAUUGCACGUUAAGGCUAACGCACAAGCCCCUCCCAAGGUCAAUGGCUCUAAGGUUGGCUCUAUGGAGUCUCUGAAGACUGAGGACAUGUCACCUCCACCGAGGACAUUCAUCAACCAAUUGCCUGACUGGAGCAUGCUUCUUGCUGCCAUUACUACAAUAUUUUUGGCAGCUGAAAAGCAAUGGAUGAUGCUUGAUUGGAAGCCAAAACGGUCAGAUAUGCUUGUUGAUCCUUUUGGUUUGGGGCAGAUUGUACAAGGUGGUUUUGUGUUUCGUCAAAACUUCAGUAUUAGAUCUUAUGAAAUAGGGGCAGAUAGGACUGCUUCAGUAGAAACACUGAUGAAUCAUUUGCAGGAAACAGCUCUAAAUCACGUAAAAAAUGCUGGGCUGCUGGCUGAUGGCUUUGGUUCAACACCAGAGAUGUGCAAACGAAAUUUAAUUUGGGUGGUUUCCAAAAUGCAGGUUGCUGUAGAUCGCUACCCUACAUGGGGUGAUGUUGUUCAAGUAGAUACCUGGGUAGCUGCAUCAGGAAAGAAUGGUAUGCGUCGAGAUUGGCUUGUGCGUGAUAGUAACACCGACGAGAUAUUAACUAGAGCUACAAGUCUAUGGGUAAUGAUGAAUAAAGAGACACGGAAGUUAUCCAAAAUGCCGGAUGAGGUCAGAGGUGAAAUAGGUAGCUACUUUGUGGAUUCUCCUCCAUUAGUGGAUGAUGAUAGCAGGAAACUACCAAAGCUUGAUGAAAAGACCGCAGAGAACAUUCAUAGUGGUUUGACUCCUAGAUGGAGUGAUUUAGAUGUGAAUCAACAUGUGAAUAAUGUUAAAUAUGUUGGUUGGAUACUAGAGAGUGCUCCACUAGAAAUAUUGGAGACUCACGAGCUCGCAGGUAUGACUCUAGAAUACAGGAGGGAGUGCAUGAGGGACAGUGUGCUCCAGUCACUCACUUCAAUUGUCGAGGAGGGUAGUGGUGACUCGUCUCACCCUGGCAUUGUCGAGUGCCAGCAUUUGCUUCGAUUGGAGGGUGGAGGUGAAAUUGUGAAGGGGCGGACCAAGUGGAGGCCGAAGUUUGUUGACAAGAUCGGAAGCUAUGGGCAGCUCCCGCACGAAAAUGCUUAACGUGAUGUGUGCAGCCAUGACGGUUUGGCCCAGCGCGUGCCCUUUCUUACAGUCUAGUAUAAUACUUUCUUACUUUCUUACUACUUGCUUAUCUCCCAUUUUAUUCUCUCAAUCCCAAUGUAAUAUCCAGUCUAAUUUAUGCCUUUCUUUUAUUUUCUUUAUUUUUUUUAAUUAAUUUUCGUUAUUUUUUAAUUCCUUUUGACGAAAAUACGAUCGGUUUCAAGUCAUUGUAAGUACCUAUCCUUCUUUUUUGUAUGCUGGCUUCCAUUAAAUUUCCCAGCCUUUGUUUGGUGUUGGUAAUGAAAGUUAGUUCAUAAGUGGGCA
This is a messenger RNA of Salvia splendens (bonfire salvia), 2388 nucleotides long. Its product is annotated as palmitoyl-acyl carrier protein thioesterase, chloroplastic. The transcript has 7 exons. Gene Ontology annotation, molecular function: fatty acyl-[ACP] hydrolase activity; acyl carrier activity. The record is from RefSeq and is a predicted model, not a curated record. Gene Ontology annotation, biological process: fatty acid biosynthetic process. NCBI's taxonomy places the organism in Eukaryota, Viridiplantae, Streptophyta, Magnoliopsida, Lamiales, Lamiaceae. The coding region runs from base 799 to 2064 and encodes 421 amino acids.